Thlaspi arvense is the source of this 1071-nucleotide messenger RNA. The record is from the annotation of a GenBank genome assembly. NCBI's taxonomy places the organism in Eukaryota, Viridiplantae, Streptophyta, Magnoliopsida, Brassicales, Brassicaceae.
AUGGAAUCAAUGCUAAUGUUGAAACGAGCCUGUCUCUUCAAACCCAGAUUUGUUACUGUAGGAACAAUCUCUUCUUCUUCAAGCUGCAUCGAUCGUCAUAUUCGUGUGAUUCUCAGUGAUCAGUCUUCGACCUUCGAAUCUCUUCUUAAACACAACGCAAUUAUCAUCACUGGAGGAAACUCCGACAAUGUCUUCGUCGCAUCGAAGCUGAUUUCAUCUUACGCUUCAUUCGGAAAACCCAAUCUGUCUUCCAGAGUCUUCGAUUUGGUUAGUCAGAGAGACGUGUUUCUGUGGAAUUCUAUCAUCAAAGCGCAUUUCUCCAAUGGAGACUAUCCUCGAGCGCUGGAUUUCUUCUUCUCGAUGCUGUUGUCCGGCCAACGUCCUGAUCAUUUCACUGCUCCGAUGGUUGUUUCUGCUUGUGCGGAGCUUUCGUGGUACGGUGUUGGGAGUUUCGUUCACGGAUUGGAAGGAAGGUGUCUUCAUGGAUUUGCGGUCAAAAAUGGUUUAGCUUCUUCCAACAUGGUUCAGUCUUCGAUUUUUUCAUUGUAUACGAAAUGUGGGAAUCCACCUGAGGCUUAUCUUUCUUUCCGUGAACUUGGUGAAGAAGUAGAUGUGUUCUCAUGGACAUCGAUUAUAGCUUCACUGGCGAGAUCAGAGAACAUGGAGGAAAGUUUUGAUAUGUUUUGGGAAAUGCAGAAGAAAGGGAUACAGCCAGAUGGGGUUGUCAUUAGUAAGAUGAUGCUUGUCGCUGAAGGUAAAGCCUUUCACGGGUUCGUCAUAAGGCGAUGUUUUUCUUCAGACGGUACAGUUUGCAAUUCGUUGUUGUCGAUGUACUGCAAGUUCGAGCUUCUGUCUGUGGCUGAGAAGCUUUUCUGUAGGAUACGUGGAGAAGGAAACAAAGAAGCUUGGAAUACAAUGGUUAAAGGCUAUGGUAAAUUGAAGUGUGAUGCAAAGUGUAUCGAGUUAUUUAGAGAGAUUCGGAAUCUUGGGAUCGAAAUUGACUCUGCUUGCUUAGCCUCUCUCAGCGGUGCUACUGGGGAAGUCGUUGCAUUGCUAUGUUGUGAAAACUAG